AUGAAACGCUACGCAACAAAUCACGGCCUCUCGGUCAGCCCGCCCAAAGACGUCCGACGACCUACCCAUUUUCUCAGCAGGACAUCGAGUGUGGACUUGAUAGCCGAGCAGUACCGAGCCGUGCUCGAGUCCCGGCAUGCGUCGGUCCAUUCCGGGGGAGAGGAGGAGAAAGAGGAGGAGGGGUGGGAGCCUGCUCUGUCUUCUGGCGGAGACAACGACGACAGCACGGGCAGCCGCUGCUUCCUCUCGCACGAAGUCACAUUCGAAGACCCGUCCCGGAUGGUGGCCGAGUUUCCGGACCCGUCCCCGGCCUCGGAAGACGGCACGCUCGUCUCAUUCAAGGGAGACACGGUCUACUUCAAACCCGUCUCCUUCUCACCCGUUCCCUCUCCAGUUCCCGCUCCCGCCCCGAAUUCCAACUACGACCGCGAGCCCGAGGCAGAGGCAGAGAUUGAGCUGGAGCCCGAGCUCGAACCCGAAUGGCCCCACGCCGCCGCCGACGCCGCCGCCGCCCACCCACUGAGCCGGCAGAAGAGCCCGGAGAAUAACGUGAGCCUGCAGAUCUGCUUAGACCUGCUCACGCGCGAGCUGUCGUCGGCCAUGCCGGCCGCUGGACAUUGCACGGGCGGCCGCUCGUCGGCGCCGGACGCGGGCAUGUCGGCGCUGCAAGUCUGGGUCAUGAUCGAGGCGUACGAGAGGCUGCGCGACCACAUGGCCGAGCUCAGCUCGAGCAACGAGCAGGCGCGCUCAAUGGAGCGCAUGUUCGACAUGUGGCUGCGUGCACUGUACUCCAUCCACGACGCGAUGGCGGAGAAAGCGAAAGCGCAGGCGGGAAGAAGAUAG
This is a messenger RNA of Thermothelomyces thermophilus ATCC 42464, 843 nucleotides long. RefSeq lists its product as uncharacterized. The record is from RefSeq and is a predicted model, not a curated record. Lineage: Eukaryota; Fungi; Ascomycota; Sordariomycetes; Sordariales; Chaetomiaceae. The transcript has a single exon. Bases 1 to 843 code for a protein of 280 amino acids.